AUGUCGACGCUAUUUUAUGCCGAGAACAGCGCUCCAUUGCAAGGCUUCCCCUCCGAUUUCGAUGGCUGUAUCACCUUCUGCGAGGAAUCUGAGGGUUGGGACUGGCCUUUUCCGGAGAAAGGAAAGGCCAUCGCCAUGGCCAUCUACGAACAGUUUGCGUUUCGGUGUUUCCCGCCUCUCCUACGUGGGAUAGGGAGAUCACUGCCGAUUGCGCUGUCGCUGGAGUCAACACUGAAGACUCUGCACAUCGAGCCUGUCAACUGCGUCUGGAAAUGA
Molecule: messenger RNA, 276 nt
Organism: Exophiala oligosperma
Lineage: Eukaryota; Fungi; Ascomycota; Eurotiomycetes; Chaetothyriales; Herpotrichiellaceae
Exons: 1
Coding region: 1-276 (91 amino acids)
Source: RefSeq, a predicted model, not a curated record